AUCCAACCAUGGUAACGGCAAUGGCAGUUCGGCAAUGAAAAUCUCCGGCGGCUCAUCAAUUCCCCCGUUCUCCUUCUCUGAUGUUUCCAUUCGAAAUCCAAAUUUCUCUCCGACUGCCACAUGCCCACCUUCUCAACGGCUUCACCAUUUUCAUUUCCCCCUCACCGGAACCGGGAACCUCCCCUUCUCUUCUCCAAUUCACAACUGACUUGUUUUGUUCCUGUUUUGUUCUUCCGAUUCUGACAGAUCGAGAGAGUUGGGUAAUUGGGUCUGUUUCUCUUUUAUUGGGUUUCUCUAGUUUUAUGUGAAGAUCUUGUUGAUUUCAUUUUGACUGGGAAUUUGUAUUUUAUCUCAUAUUAAAGGUUUGGGAACUUUUCAAGUUGUUCAUGCUAUAUGUACAUGGCAGUGAAUCAUUGGAGAUAAUUUUGGAUUAUUUUUGGGAGAGGGUUAUACAUUCUCUAAGUUAUACACGAUUGUUCAAAGGGUGGAUGUUUUUCUUAUUCUUUGCCAUUGAGACUGUUGGACAAAGGAUUGGAUUUCGAGUUGAGACUCUGAGGUGGAAGUAUGGGCUGCAUUUGCUCCAAGGGAAUUCCAGCAAACGAUUAUUUUACUGAGAAUCAUUCCAAAGAGAGGCAUUUGAAGUCUAAUAGAUCAUCCAGACUUCUUGGGGCUUCAUUGAGAAAAGAAGAACCUGCAUUGCACGUUGAUGGAGGGCGAAGUGAUGCAAUGGCGCUAUUGAUAUCUAACCAACCUAGGGAAGUUAAUGCUGGAUCAACACCUGAAUUGGAUGACGCUGAGAAGGCAGCAGCCAGUGCCAAGCCACUGCGUCAAGAACAGCCAACUAUGGAGGAUGGAGCAAAGAGAGUAGGAGUACAUAAUGAUAAUGCAACACCUAGAAUAGUUAAUGUUGUUAAUGUGGAAGAGGGGGCUUUGGUUAUUGCUGGAUGGCCUUCUUGGUUGAUAUCUGUGGCUGGAGAAGCAAUCAAUGGAUUGAUUCCUAGAAAGGCAGACUCUUUUCAGAAGUUGGAUAAGAUUGGACAAGGAACGUACAGCAGUGUGUACAGGGCCCACGAUAUUGAAACAAACAAGAUUGUUGCAUUGAAGAAGGUGUGAUUUUCUAACAUGGAUCCUGAAAGCGUUCGUUUCAUGGCGAGGGAAAUUCUUAUCCUGCGUAGGCUUGACCACCCCAAUGUCAUGAAGCUUGAAGGGCUUAUUACUUCAAGGGUAUCGGGCAGUUUAUACCUCAUAUUUGAGUACAUGGAACAUGAUCUUGCAGGGUUGGCAGCAACCCCAGGGAUCAAAUUCACUGAAGCACAGAUUAAAUGCUAUAUGCAACAGCUGCUUUGUGGCCUUGAACAUUGCCAUGCCCAAGGUGUUUUGCACCGUGACAUCAAGGGCUCAAAUCUUCUGAUUGACAAUAAUGGUAACCUAAAGAUAGGUGAUUUUGGGCUAUCAACCUUCUUCCAUUCCCGUCAAAAGCAGGCUCUUACAAGUCGUGUGGUAACUUUGUGGUAUCGGCCACCUGAGCUUUUACUUGGUGCAAAGGACUAUGAAGUUUCUGUUGAUUUGUGGAGUUCAGGUUGCAUUCUUGCAGAAUUAUAUGCUGGGAAGCCUAUCAUGCCUGGAAGAACAGAGGUGGAGCAACUACAUAAGAUCUUCAAACUCUGUGGCUCCCCGUCUGAAGAAUACUGGAAAAAGUCAAGAUUACCUCAUGCCACCAUCUUUAAACCUCAACAUCCUUACAAGCGGUGUGUUGCUGAGACGUUCAAAGACUUCCCUUCCUCUGCAUUGGCGCUUUUGGAUGUGCUUCUUGCGGUGGAACCUGAUGGCCGUGGAACAGCUUCCUCUGCCCUUCAAAGUCAGUUCUUUACCCCCAAACCGCUUCCCUCGGAUCCCUCUACUUUGCCAAAGUACCCACCAAGCAAGGAGUUUGACGCGAAGCUCCGAGACGAGGAAUCUCGAAGAAGAAGAGCUCCUAUCAGUGUAGCACGUGAACAUGAAGCAGCUCAAAAGUGUCCCAGAGAAUCAAAAGCGAUUCCUGCACCAGAUGCAAAUGCUGAAUUGCAGGCAUCCAUACAGUGAAAAGUAUAUUCCUGAAGAGAAUGGUGGCUCUGGCUUUCGCAUUGAACCCCCAAAAGAAGCAACGCAAAUGGCGUCGACUGCAUUGGGUUCUUCACAAAACACGAACUGGAAUCAGCGUGAUAAUCUAAGAGGUCUUCAGUUGGAGCCAAAGGUGCAGAACUUAGAAAACAAAGAUCUUAUGUGCAGCAUGGUGGUGUAAAGUUGUCCAGGUAUUCCAAUUCCAUUGCAGUUCGAGGUGGUUCAUGAUUCGGCUGUGGGCCAGAAGAGUGUUUUAAUGUGUCAUAUAACCAUUUCAAUGGCGUUGAAUCUUCAGAAAAGCAUGAAUGGUCUCACCAUUUACUAGACACACCAAAAUCUUCAUACAAGAUAGAUGAUCAGUCAUCUGGAAAAGAGUCUACUAAGGUAAAGUAUCCAGUAAUCCAUUUUUAAUAAAGUAUUCAAUGGUUUUCUCAA
Cucurbita pepo subsp. pepo (vegetable marrow) is the source of this 2535-nucleotide messenger RNA. The record is from RefSeq and is a predicted model, not a curated record. NCBI's taxonomy places the organism in Eukaryota, Viridiplantae, Streptophyta, Magnoliopsida, Cucurbitales, Cucurbitaceae.